GGUAUAUUGAAGGAUCAAGUUCACCCAAAGACAUGGUCAUUAUUCUCGAUCUGUAAGUAUAAAUAGUUUCCCUAACCUAUUAAAGCAUGCAUUUGCUUAGGUACGUUUACACGCUGCGAUUUGCCGUGUAUACGAUUCAUAUUCUGGCGUAUGAAUGCUGACGCCACAUUAUUCCUCUUCAUUCAGAUUAUGGCGAAAUUUGAAAUGCAACCACUUUACGCGUGCUUAUCAUUGAACUAUAAAUAAACUUAUUAUUGAACUAUAAAUAAACUUAUUUAGUUCACUUAUAGUUCAAUGGUGCUUAUUCGAUCACAUAUACGCUAUAGAAGACGAAUCGUACACGACAAAUCGCAGCGUGUAAACGUAUACAGUAGCUUUACUCAUUAAUGCAUGCGGAAGACUCUGACUCCCUGUGACGCGUAUAUAGAACCGUCUGAGGUUAGACAGAGUAAAAUAAUCAAGUAUAUAGGACUUUUUUGAGCGCAUUGCAGUUUGUAUAUCGUAGCUAAUAUAUUUGUGUUUGUGUUGUUAGUAAUCUUUACAAGUCAUAAAACAGAUCAUCUUUUAAUGACCUGGAUUCGCUAAUUAAAUUCUUUCGUAUGUAUGCAUGGUAUACUGUAUUGUGGCGCAAUUCAUGCAUUCUAUGGGACAACUGUAUUCCCUUGCACAUAUGAAAUCAUGUAUGGAAUUCGAAAUUUAAGAUGCGAAAAUAAAUGCACAUUUCAUAAUUUCAUUAAUUAUAUGAUAUUCACAAUAUUUCGCCGAUUUUUCAUCAAUACUUGAAAAAGUGUAAUUUUGUAAGGGUUGUACUAUACAUUAUCAUAUUUUACUUCAUUGUUCUACCUUAUACUGUAGUGUGAUAUAUAUUAUAUACUUUAUAUUAUUAUAUCCUUGUGUUGUGUUGUGUUGUGUUGUCUUGUGCUGUAUCUUGUCGUUUUCGUGUUGUGUUGUGUUGUAUUGUGUUGUGUUGUGUUGUGUUGUGUUGUGUUGUGUUGUGUGAUGCAUUGUGUUAUGUUAUGUUAUGUUGUAUAGUGUUAUACAGAUGCACUAUUUUCCCGAUUUAGGAGUGGCAGUGUUAUUGGCAAUCGCUUGUUGAUUAUCAAGUCAGCUAUUUUGAAAUUACUGGAUACCUUGCAAGAAAACGAUUUUGUUUCUAUCAUUUGUGUAAGUGAGAAAUACAUUAUUUCGAGUUAUUGCUAAGUGUGAGUGUAAUUAAUUAAAGGGCAACAAGGCGUCAGCUAAAUUACGACCAUGUUAUUAAAACUUGUCCAAGUCUCCUGUUAAGAAAAGUUUUCAGAUGCGUGUAAUUUAAGGCGCUGUUACACUUACACUAUAUGCAACUUUUCUUGCGACUUGUGUCGCAAUUGCAAGGUUAACGCAUACAUUACAAGAAAAUUGCAAGGUGUAACAUACAUCGCAAUCAUCAAGUCUCGCAACAUUUUUGUUGCAGGAAACGUUGCGAAAAGUAGAACCUGAUUCUACUUCGUGGAACGCUUGCUGCAACAAAGUUGCAAGACAAGUUGCAUAGUGUAACAGCGCCUUUAAUGGCACAUGGUUUUAGUGGAUCACUAGCGGACAUUUCUUGAAAUAUUGGGCAGCGCAGGGUGUGAUAAUUCAAGAUUUUUAGUCGUACCUGACUGGUACUCCAAUGAUUAUUGCAUUGUACUUGAGCUGGUACAAACUUAAGACUGAAGGUGUACUUAUAUAAAGUCUUUAAAAUAAAGUACAUCACAUCGUAGGUGAUCGGACCUCGCGCUAUCUGCGUACUAUCUGCGUACUCACAUUUUGCUGGUACCAUAUGACCUUACCAAGUCCAAAGUAUUAAAAUCCGUAAUUGUAAUUACAGGAAAACUACGUCAAGCGUUCCUCUUUUGAGUUCCUAACUUGAUUGCAAUUUUCCUCAUUACCUUUGCAAAUUUGAUUAACUCACUUGCAAAUCCCUUGAGGGAAUUUGCAAUGUUCCUAUCGGCUGUUGCGGUAUUCCAAUGCAGAGAAACUUCCUUUCAAAUUUUCGUAACUUCCUGUUUUAAUUUCCUGACUUCCUGUUCUGUUCUAUUCUGUUCUGUUCUGAGCGUUGUCAUUGGUGGAUUAUUUUUGUUAGCCAAUUACAAUGCACGUAAAAGAACAGGAAGUUAGGAACUUGUAACAGGAAGUGAAGAACUUCUAACAGGAAUUGAGGAAAAUUUAAUGGCUUUUAGGAACAUUGCAAAUUCCCUCAAGGGAUUUGCAAGGGGGUUUUUCAUAUUUGCAAAGGUAAUGCGGAAAAUUGCAAUCAACUAAAAAAGGAACGCUUGACGUAGUGUACCUGUAAAAGUCAAAAAGUUUAAACGUUUUAAGUUAAAACUCGUACGUUCUAACUCGUAGUUUCAGGUUACUGAGUGAAUACCUUUCAGAAACAUGGUACUUGGUCAAAAACAAAGAGGUACCAGACCGUAUUAUUGGCGUACCGAAUUAUCGCACCCUGGCUCAGCGAUAUAGAUUGCCAACAUAUUUUAACCCGCUGCAAAUCUCCAAUAAUGGCAAAAACACUGGGCGUGGGAGAAGUUGAAAAUUGCUGUUUUUGAAUAGAUAUAGUCCACUAUAAUUUUUGCCAGGAUUCUUAAAACAUUGCAAAUGUGCUUAAAGAAUAACUUGUUUUGGCUUUAGUGCUUGUAAUAUCGUUGUUACAGCUUUGUUACACAUUUUGUCAGCUAUAGAAGACUUGUACUUUCAUUUAAAGAUAUACAGUAUAUGUGAAGUGUGAACUUAUAUUACUGGAUAAAUGUUUGUUGUUUAGUUCAAUAAAAACGCACACUAUUUAAAGAAUUGUUGGGAUCAUUUGGUUCAAGCAACAGAGAGAAACAAGAAGGUACGGCUAGAUAAGGUCUUGGAUGUGUUUAUAUAACCAUUGCUACAAUCACAUUGGUUCACAAUUUUGCCAUAUUUUAUGCCGUAAAUGCUCUAUUAAGCCUCUGGGGUGCUUAUUUAUUUUAGCCACUUUAGGGGGAGUGCUUAUUGGGGGAAGUGCGGUUUACUAAGGUGAAUUUCAAGGCUCAUGAUUCAUAGGUUUAAUCAUGUUCUUAAUUAUUUGUGGAUUGGGGCUCAAUAGAGAGGCUUAGAAUUUCGUCCCUCUAAAUAGGGGAAGGAGAUAAUUGGAGAAAGAGGGGGGGGGCUUAAUACAGGAUUUACGGUAUAUGUUAGUGUUUGAGAUUAGGUGAGAGAUUUGGAUAAGAGACACUUCAUUAGGGUAAUUCUAUUUAAAUUUGUGGAAACUGAGUGCAAGUAAAUUCAAUAUAUGCAUGAUAUGUUUAUGAUUUAUGGAAUGUUUAAAAGAUGCAAUAAUUAAAUUUUAGACAAAUUUUACAAUGGGUUAUUUUCAGAUUCUGAAAGCUGCUAUUAAGAGUGACUCUGUUGACGGGAAAAAUGUCGCUAACGUUGAUAAAGGUUUUAAGCUGGCGUUUCAAACCCUCGAGGUAAGGUUCCAACAUUUUAAUGGCGCUGUUUUCCAGUUCCCGCGUGUGGUGCAUUUCGGGUUCGACAAGGGAAGACAGCGAACAUCUAGAUAUUGACACAUACUGUUUUGGUCCGAUUUAUACACAGUGCAUGUAUAUCCAAAAAAGGUAAUCCAACCCUGACAGGUUAUCGUAUGUAUUACGUUUAUACGUUUUCUGUUUUCGUAUUUGUAAAGAUCGGGCUUUUAGCUGUCAAACGAUACCUUUAUGCAUAGUUAAUAUGCUUUAUGGAAUCUUUCCGAUGAAAAAUGACCAAAUACGAUCUGAUUUAAAGUGGUCGGUUGAAAUAGCAUUUUUCCACCUUUAGGAUUUAAAUUCUUCCCAUUCCGAUUCUUCCAAGUUCCAAUUUCUCGAACAUUUGCCCAAAUGCCUGUUGCCCAUUUGGGAAACGUAUGGCAUCGCCAGUUCUGUAAAAUAUUUUAACCACUCAAUUUCGUUGCAAAAUUGCGAGUGGCAAUUUAGUAAAACUUGAUGCUUACACAUGCGUUGCGCCAUCUGUAUUCAAGCGACGUAAAUUUGAAUCCCAAGUGAGAUUUCUAUACUCAGAGAUAAGAGGUUUACGUGCAAUUCCCAACGGUAGAAAAAUGUGAUUUCGAGUGGCAUUUUUAACUCGGAGCGUAUUUGGUUGUUUUAGAUCGCAAUGAUACAGGAAAGGUAUCAUUCGACAGGUAAAAGCCUGAUGUUUAUUGGCAUGAAAAAAGUAGAUAAACGUAAUAUAUUUACCUUUUUUGAUACACCCUGUACAGUCACGCGGAGGUUAGUCUGGAUGAACUUGAGUAAAGAUUUUAGUAAGGGUAGUUGGUUCGUCUGUCUAUAAAUACGACAGACACGCGGGCCAUAUCCACUGGGCUUUUCAGCCCGCGAACGCCUGCUUUGCAGGCUAACUCUUUACAAACGUCCCGGAUAUGUCUAUGAAUGAGGACUUUGGAUGAGCCCCAAUACCUCAUCACUUGUUGUUAGCGAAUAUUUUUAACAAAAUCAAGGAUAAAUUCAUGUCUCGCUGUUCAUGAGUUAGGGUCAGCGGUUAGGGUUAGAGUCAGGGUAAGGAUAAUAGGGCUCAGCAUUCAUAAACAGCGAGACAUGAAUUUAUAACCAAAAUCAAGAUUGCGUGGUUUGUUCCGGGACCCUUAUCGCGGUAUUGAUCGCGCUGUUGUAACUAGCUCGCUUCAAUAGUUGUCUCUUCUAAGGCAGAUGAUCCAUCAGACCAAUGAUGCUCGUUGACGGAUGAUCCUUCAAAUCUAUAAAUCGAACUAGUCACAUAAAAGUUUAUUUUUUAUAAUAUAUCUUUUUCUUCAGAACGCACGUAAACCGAACACAGAAAACAGAACCUCCAAAUGCACUCAGACCAUUGCAUUCUUCAGUGAUGGCGUUGAAGGUGACACAGUUGCUGAAGAUGUUUUUAAGCAGUAUAAUGGUAACAAGGAAGUAAGCACACGUUUUAUUGUUGUUAGAUGGACAACCUGACUAACUGCAAUAUCUUGUUUUACGAUGAGUGGCCGUGUUCAGUCAGCUAACUAUAGUUUUUCUUACUGGAAUUAUCUACUUAAGGUUCGAGUAUUCACUUACUUGGUUGGACGUGAAAAUGGAAGUCCUUUUGAGGCACUAAAGUGGAUUGCGUGUAAUAACAGAGGUAAGUAUAAAACCCCAGCCUCUGCUAGAGAGCAAGUUAGCCUUGUGGAAUCAGCGAAUUAUUAGAAUAAGAUAUAGUUUACGUCUUGUUUCUGGUGUUGUGCACUCAGGUAAAUAUAUCAUUAUCAGGGUGCGAUAAUUUACGUACCAGAUGUGCACGCCAAUAUAGAGGUUCAGAUUUGACUACCGCUACCAUUAAGGGACCAUCAGCCAAUCAGAUGCGUUUGAUAUAUUCGAGUAACCAAUCAUAACUCAAAUCUGAAGCUCUAUAAUAUUACGGUCUGGUACUUCUUUGAUUUUAGCCACGUACCACGUAGGUACGCGGAACUCUUGCUAUCUGCAUACUUAUUUUUUGUUAGUACCAUAUGACUUUCCAAGCUUAAGUUAUUCAAAACCAUAAUUUAUUCGGAAUAUGUGCAAGUCUGACAGGACUGAUGUGAUCAAAUGGGACUAAGAAAUUGGAGUCGAUUGUGGUGUUUACAUGUGUAUCCAAUUGUACUACUUAAUCUAUAACUUUAGUUUUAGCUUACUUUCAGAAACCUGUACUUUAUGUACUUCUUAAGUACACCUUGAGUCUUAUUAAGUUUGUACGAGGCAUGACCUUGGACGUGUAUUUUUUAAUGUGGACGGGCAAACAAAUGUUAAAACUCCAGUAUCUUGUCUUUAGUAAUUAAUACAACCGCACAAUCUUUUGUUAUAACAUUACAUUCAACAGUCACUGCAUAUCCCUGCACAUGAGACCACAAGCAAACAAGUUACAAAUCCCUAUAUGUAACAAAAACUUCAGCGAUUAUGUUAGUGAGGUCAAACAUGCUGUUCUUCAGUUUUAGUGCAGUUUUACACGUGUUCUUUUGACUGCUAAGAAUCACGUUUUUAGAAGAUGAAGAUUUUAGAAACGCAAUAUUUUUUUUUUUUGGGGGGUGGGUGGGCAGAACUGAUCUAGCACUUUUGGACUUUUGGAGGGGGGGCAGGACUGGUCUAGCACUUUUAGACUGCUAGUCCUGCCUAGGUCCCUGGUACGAGGCAAUAAUCAUUGGAAUACCAGUCAAUACCACCCUGAAGUUAUAUGUUUGUGAUGUUGCUGCACCAGCACAUGAGUGUGUCAACACCGCGGUGGACACACUCGAGUAACAUCACAAACAUCACAAACAUAUAGUGAACGUGUUUGAUCCUCUUUUCAGGAUUUUUUUACAGAAUUGAGACGUUAAGUGAUGUUCGUCAAACCAUGGUGGUAAGUAAAUAUAUACUACAUAACACCAGACAGUUUUGCUCGUCCGCGUGGGAAUUAAGGCCUAAUAUAUUUAAGGUUAAUCCGCCAACGCCCAUGCAGGUGGUAUUACGUCUGCCUGCCUGAGUACUUAAUAUUGGGUAAAUGUAGAGUACUUUAUAUCUAUAACAUGCAUAUAUCUAUAACAAUAAUAACAUAUAUAUAACGAUAUACCUCUGGCCGGACUUGAUUAUUUCUUGACUUAUAGGGAAAUGGCAAUAUAAAUUUUUAUUUUCUCAUUUGAAAGAACUUUUGAAACUAUGUAUUAACUUCUUUUACCGAUUUUACGUAUCUUGCUUGGUUCUUGAAAUAUUUUCACUUGAAGUAAUGAGAUGUCCGCCAUCUUGGAAACAUUUUUUAUCUCAUUAACGGUUUUGGUGACGUCACAACAGGGAUUAACCAUUUAAAAGUAUUCGUUUCUCUCCAAAUAUUGAUUGGUAGAUGUUUUAAAGGUUUUGAGUGAUCUUGAUAUUUCGAAGGGCAGACAGAGUAUAGUUUUGAGUGCAAAAUGAUUAGUGUUUGUCUAGAUAAGAAUAUUGCGUGUGUUGUGUUGUGUUGUGUUGUGUUGUGUUGUGUUGUGUUGUGUUGUGUUGUGUUGUGUUGUGUUGUGACAUGCAUAUCUACAAAAUCCUUUCAAUCAAAAUAUUUGUGGAAGUAAGCAUGCAAGAUAUGAAAAGACCGGGAAAAGAAUAUUAUAUAUAGUCUUAAAGUUCUUUCAAAUGAGAAAGUAAAAAAAAUAUAUUGCCAUUUCCCUUUAAUAAAAGUUAACCCAUACAUUGGACCCGACUGCAUUUUUCUUUCAGUAGUAUCUAUAGUGAAUGACAUUUGAUUUCUUUUUAGAAAUAUCUCACUGUUUUAAGUCGUUCAAGAAGUAGCAAACCUAAGUGGACACCACUUUAUUUGGACGCGCUGGUUUGUUGACAUUACAAUUUCCAUUUUGACUAUCCCAAACCUGAAUGAUACUUACCUAUGUUUAACACAUCUGCAAUUUCUAAUUUUUGUGAAAAGGCUGUAGUGGUAUUCCUACGUUUUGGUGUGGUAGUAUACUAUCAAGUGUUUUCAACAUGUUCUUAAAAUUCGGGCAGAUUUAUCAGAAAAUAUGUUAAAUCCUGGUUGUUUCAUUACAAUUCUCCACAAAAAUUCGGACAAACUUUCAACUGCGACAAGCAUCAGCCUCCGUACGCCUAUGUCAGACUGCAUUGACAUAAGUGUUGGUUGUUAUUCAACUAGUAAUUAUUUAUACAUUUUAUAACAAUUACAUGGUGUGUAACAGUAUUUGUUAUUUUUGUUAAUAGGGACUUGGUAUGACAUCUGCUCUUGUAGUUCCUAUCUUCGAUAAGACAAACAACAAGGUAAUAUGGACUCGCAUAUUCUGGUGGUUUUAAAACACGGUUCAAUCAAGCUUUUUCAGGCGAUCCGUAUACGUGGCAAGCCAAUGGAGAGGUUCAGAUUUUACUACCCCUACCACUACCUUUCACUGGCUUAGGACACAUCUGAUUGGUUAAUCGGAUAUAUUAAACGCAUCUGAUUGGUUAAUGGUCCCUUAAUGGGGCAAAGUCAAAUCUGAACCUCGCUAAAAAUGCUAUUGGGUACAACAUCUAUAACAAUUCCAAUAGCUAACUUACUAUAAUAGGUUUGUAAUUUCACGCAUGUAAAAUGACCCUUAACCUACCAUAACCCGUGCAAUUCCGGGAAAUUAUUGAACACAAGUAUUUUACUAGGUUACGGAUGGAGUGGGUUUUUUCUUUCUUUCUUGGGUUAACCCAGGUUAACCCCCCAUGUUUCGCGCACAAAUAGGGUUUGUGUAGGGUUAGAGUUGUGACUAUAGGGUUAGUUUAUGGGUGAAUAUCGAGAUUUUUGGACAUCUGAUUCGAACGCAAAUUUAUAUACAUUCUCCUGCUAUUCCGCGGUAAAAGCAUGUAUUUAAAUUUGCGUUCGAAAACUACAAAAGCUAGUUCCUUCGAACGAGAUGCAAAAAUAUAUCGAUAUUUACCUACAUGAUACAGCAAUUUCAAAAUAUACCUUCCAUAUCGGAGGACACGUGGUCACUAGACUCACUACAAUGUAUUGAUACAUGUUUUUUAUUUGUCGUAUGAUUUGUUUUUAGAAACAACUUGGUGUGCUUGGCUCUGAUGUUCGCUUGGACGAAAUUCUAUCUAACUUUCCUGAGCCACAUGUGAGAAUUUCUCAAUCUUUAUAUUAUUGUAAAUGUUGCUUCGCUUUUUGUAAGUAACUUUAUAAGACUUUCCCUUGAAGUUUUUGAAAAAGUUGUACUUCCCGUUCAUAAACCAACCAAGUAGCUAACAAUGUUAUGGUUUUACAGCUUGACAAAAACAAUUUGGCAUGUUUAUGACUGUUUUUAAUAAAAAGGAUUGGUGUCACACCAUAUCACGGGCUUUUGUUAUUGCUUUAUUAUUUGUUAUUGUUAUACCCAAAAUCAACAAAUAACGACGUAUUUUUACGAUAAAAAAUACCUUGUCUGGUACAUUUCCAAUACGAAUCAGAUAAAAGAAUCAUGGAUUUCUAAAGAAUAUAGUUUAAAUAUACGACGGAUUACAAAAAUGUAUUCAGAUCUACUUGAGCUACUCGGCAUAGACUGUGCAUAUCACCAUCGAACAUGCUGCAGCCUGCAGCAGGGGUCUGGGGGCACAGUUGCUAAUGAGGGUAAAAAAUCCUUAUUUCAAUCAUAUUACUGUCAUUUAUUAUAUAAAGUAUAGUGCUUUAUAGAGAUUCCGAGCACUGAUAAAACUGAUAAUCUCACAUGUGAGAUAUUUAUGAUAAUUUCACAUGUGAAAAUUAUCGCUUUUCAAUUAGCGCUUUUCUGUAAAAAUUAUCGCUUUUCAAAGACUGUCCUUUAUAUAAUAAACAGAAAAAUACAUGGAUGCUUGGAAAUACCAGAUUAUAUCUCGUGUUGAACAUGAUAUCUCACUCGUUCGCUGCUCCCACUCUUGAGAUAUCAUGUUCAACACUCGAAAUAAAUCUGGUAUUUCCGCGCACCCAUGUAUUAUUCUCUAUUUAAAUUUCGGGGAGAGGGCGUGCAAAUUUCUCUAGGUGGGGUAGGAAAACGUUCUGGGGGUAAGCAAAAUAUAUGUUAUGCCUAUGCCGCUCGGCCCGUAUGAUAGGCGCCAGCUGGAAGUUGAGCCCGCAAUAGCAUGGUGUGACACUAAUCCUUUAAUACUAAAAUGAUGAAGAAAUUUGGUUAUGGAUUCAUGUCUCGCUAUUUAUGAAUGCUAACUCUAACCGCCGAUCCUAACGCAUAAACAGCGCGACAUGAAUGUAUAUCCAGAAAUUUAACGUUCUACCGGACGUAACUUCUUAUUCUCUUAUAGUAUCACGUACAUGUUACAUGAUGUUUCAGUAAAUGGGUGAACGCAUCCUAUUCAUCGUUAAAGUGUAUUUCUGUUAACUAAGAUUAUUUGUUUUUGUGUAGCUGGGAUCUGGUGGAUAUCCGUUUAUAAUAACAAACAACGGAUUAGUUUUCUACCAUCCAUUGUUGAAAACAGAGGUGGGGUAUACGCUGUAAAGAGUACAGAAUACUCGAAAGUCACUUUUAGACAACUUACUACCAUUUCACUCAGUGUAAUCACCCCAGUCACAGAAAAGAGACAUACAGAAGGUCGACUCAGCCAAAAAGCGUAACCACUAUGACUAUGAUUCCCAUUGAUUUGAUUCGUCAUCAAAAUGCUGUCGCCAUGUUCCUAGCCAAUGCGGUUCUAAGAGUCAUUCUUCUCCCCCCUCAACGCCCGCCAUUUUGAAUCUCUUUUGGUUAGGCUCAGUAAUUUUCAUACCCCCAGAAAACGUACAUUUAAUUGAAAACAAAUAUUACCUUGAAAUAUUUAUAAACCCCAGCAUUAUAUAAAUUUAAAAAGCAAUAAUGUUUCUUUCAUUUCAAUUUUUUCCCAUUGCUUAACAAUAUUUCUUAGUAGAAAAUAUUUAAUUCUUACGAUGUGUUCUCAAUCAUGUAAAGCAAUGUUUUCAUUUUAGUGUGUCAUCACAGUUUCUUGUUUAUUUAGGAGGGAGCAGGCUUGAAGCAUCCAGCCAAUGUUUAUAUAUCUGAGCUCUUACAUCACUUUGAUAACCCAGACAAGACUGAGACGGUAAUUGCACAACUCUUAUUUAAUCAAGUAUUAACAGCAAUGUAACCUUACUCAUGCGCAGGUUUAAUUUGCCUGGUUGCGUGAUUUUCGCACGGAACAUAUAAUAUUCUCGGGUUUCAUAUGACGUCACGUGGGGGUCGAGGAUCUGUGUCAAGGACAACUUUUAUAUUGUUCGUAUUGGUUUAUAUGGACUUUUAAUAAUAGUCGCAGAGCUCAUUUACAUAAGAUGCGUUGACACCCAUUUCGUUUCUUUGUUGUUUUAGUUGACCUCAAUUCAAUGAUUAACUUGAGUGAAAUUGUGAGUCGCAUGAAAUGAAAAAUCCCAAGCGAUUUUAUGCACUCAUAGCUCAUUGUCGAACAAUGGGAUUCGUUGAAGAGUUACGAGAAUUGUUGACUCUGACGAAAGGUUUUUCACCCAGCGUCCAAAUUCUUGUUUCAGUGGUAUUUUUCAAGCCGACAGAAACAUCUGGAAUGCUUCUACAGUGUAUUUUUCCUCUAUGCAGUUCAACAUGAAAACAUUUAUUAUUAUUAUAGCUUGCGAAAGAUAUGAUAAACGGAGAAGUGAAGGAACCAUCAUUUGCAGACAAAGAUUUUCAAGAGUUUUUAGUCCUUGCCAAAUACAAUAAUAAGGUAAAGAAUAAGUUGUAAUGUAAUUUUAGAUAUUUUAUAUUUUACGGCGUAUUUUAACGCACUUAUUAGAAUGGACAACUUGCAUGUUAGACUAAAUUUUAAUCUAAGUAAAGAGAAGGGAAUCAAACACAGCUGAAAAGAACAUAAUGAAAUUAGUAAAUUUGCAAAAUUUGGUUGCGAAAUGUUGCAAAGCUUGGAAAAUAUAGUCUUGCAAAGUUUGCAAAUUUUGUAUAUGUUUGUAUUAUGUGCGGAAAUUGUUACCAUUUUCGGCUCAAAAAUGGUAACAAUUUCCGCACGUAAUACAAGCAUAUACAAAAUAUACAAACUUUGCAAGGCUAUAUUUUCCGUAUUUUACAACAUUUCGUAAUCAAAUAUUGCAAUUUUCUAAUUUUAAUAAGUUCUUUACGGGAAUUCACUUUUUCUUGCCUAGAUCAAAAAUUAGUCUAACAUGCAAGUUGUCUAUUUUACGAUUAGACGCCGCGUUGUUGCUGGAGGUGCAGUGGAUCAGUGCAACUCAUGAGUGCAUGUUUUUCCAAAUUGCUCAAGAAAAUAAAAUAUCACUUAAUAGUUUUAAUUGUUUGUGGAAACACCACGUAAAUUUAUUACUGCAAAGAUUUCGAUCCGUAAGCCCGGAUCUUCAGAAUCAAAGCUUUGCAGUAAUAAAUUUACGUGGUGUUUUCACAAACAAAACUAUUAUAUUUUAUCGCCAUGCAAACAUACAAAGAACUUAAAAUAUCACUUGUUAAUAAUAUAUACAUGAAGACAGUAUGCAUAAGCAAACUCGUUAUAGUCACUUGCGUGCAUGAAACACAUGCGAAAUUGAAAUAUUAAGUUACUCACUCAUUUGAAUGCCACAACAACUUUAAAACAAGUUUCAACUAUCAGAAGUCAAAACUUGUGUUAAAAUGUCUUCUGUUUGAACGCUUGCCAGGUAUUUCUUUUUGGGCACAAUUGCACUGCUCUUAGCCAAUCACAAUUGGGUAAUUUAGUUGUCAUGCCUAUUAUUAGGUCAUACAGUGCAUUAUAGCAUCGGGAAAAAAGAAGUUAGUUUCAGAAUAUUAUGACGAAAUUAUAGACCCAGACAUAAAUAGAAUGUGUGCAGUGCGCGUGCGCGUCAACCGCGAAGUUCCAAAGUUCGUUUUGUUAAACUUUCUUUAUUAAACAUUUACGGCGUUCCAUUUAUCCAGUUUUGUUUUCAAAGUUCACUCCAAUAACCGGUGAAUUAUUCAUACUUUGACACUUAUGUAUACUAUUAACAAAACAUUUAUUUACCGAGAACUCGCGGGAAAGCAGUGUGUUUUGUGGCCCCUCGACCCGACAUUGUUGCCCUCGGCUUUGCCUCGGGCAACAACGGGUCCACAAAACACACUGUUUCCCUCGGUCUCAGUAAAUAAGUGAUAAUUAUAUCGAGUGAGACACCCAAAUUCAUGAUAUUUAGUCUAGAUGUCAUUGCUGAUCAUGGGAAGAGCUAACUGUGCUAUCAAAUCUUUUGGACCAAUGAGAUGGACACGUUUUUUAUUCAGUUAUUUUUUCUUUAGUUUCGUAUUGUGAAGAGAAAGCUUUCGUAUUCUUACAAGAAAAUCAGUAGUGAUACUUCGUUCAGGUAUAGUUGGUCACGUCAAUAUUUACCCGCACAUAUAUUAUAACGGAAAGUUUCGACAUGUUCUAGAACUAAUAUAGUUCUCUGACUCCGAAGGUUUUUAUAUUUUUAUUUUUGAAGACGCGCACUCGAAUUAAUUACAUGCAUGCAUGUAUACAGUAUUGGUCAAGGAAGCAUGCUAGUCGCUCCUCUAUGCAAUUACUCUUAAAUGUUUAUAUAAGAAAUACCAGCGAUGCUGAACUAUGCAUCAUUUGCACAUUAUUACACACUACAUAUAUAUCUACAAGCUUUCGUUGGCAUAGGGAUGCAACUACCUGAAAAUAUUAGGAGAAUUUCAAUUCAUUGAAUUUCUUCUUAUAUUUUUCAGAUACAUCCCUACCAACGACAGCUUGUUUAUAUAAUUGGCACUACCUACACUGGCACACACACUUCAAGAUCACAUAUUAUAUAUCUGACUUUUUAUAGCAACAUUCAACGUGCAUUGUAUAUUCGAAACAUUCCUAAUUUUUCACUUUUCUCUAUUUUUUACCUAUCUCUAUUUUUUACCUGUCUCCUCCAUUAUUCAACAUGUACAAUCGUUUAUAACAUGCACUCCAAGUUCCAAUGAAUACAGCUGAUUCCAUUAAGGUUGUCCUUCCAAGACCUUAAACCUUAAACUCAUAGCGCGCAAGGGAUGAUGGGUUUUCACCUAUUCGGUUAAACUCAGAAAAUUGCCUUUGCAGCAAGUAUGUUUUCUGUCGUGAAUCUUCUAUAUGUCUUAUAUGUAUUCUUGCAAAGCCAAAUUUCAAAGUUUUUGAGUUUAAAUAAGCAAUAACCCAUCAUCCCUCGCGCACUCAGAGUUUAAGGUGUAUGUUUUUGGAAGGACAACCUUAAUUGAAUUAGCUGUAAAUGUCCAGGCCAUCUCAGGAUAAAAGCGUAUGUAUAAGGUUUUUGUUAAGAUAGCCGCGGGUUGAUAAGGAUACCAAUACCUUAAAAAUACAAGCACAACUUCAGUGUUAUAUAAGCGCGCAAUUCUUUAUGCACUGGAAUCUAGGCAUUUCAUUCCUACUUCUUGCAAAGCUGUCUGUAUUAGGAAGCAACUCGCAUUUAGUUUUCAAGCAUAAAAAGAUAGAUAGAUUGUUUAGAUAGAUAGAUUAUUUAAUAAGAUUUUACAUCGCAGCCCAAAGUAGCUGAAUUAGCCUUUCUCACGAUGACGAAUGUCCGCCAUUUUUGGGUGGCAUCCAAUUCUCGUUAACCAAUGCAGACAAUUAAAACAAUGUGAAAAGCAAUUUUUCAAAAUAAAUUAACCAUUUACAAAGCAAAUUUACCAUCAUUUGUCCAAAGAAUUAUAAAAAGUCGCUGUUAUGUGGACUUAUCUCGCAGACUUCGGCUGAAAUGCCACCCAAAAAUGGCGGCGUGAGAAAAGCUAAUUGCGUAAAAUUUACAAAACAUGUAAAUUAACUCAUUUAUCUGUAGGUUAUAAAGUCUAUAAAUACAUACAUAAACACACAUACAAAUACUAACAGUACACAUAUAUACAUACGUACAUUACGAUCUUUAAGGUUCAAAUUAGACUUAUUUCUAAAACGAUUGGUUUAAGAGUUUCUAAAACGAUUGGUUCGUAUAGUAGGACAAUCAAAUAGGAUAGUAUAUAGAUAUAGUAGUACAAUCAAAUAGGAUAGUAUAUAGAUAUAGUAGGACAAUCAUACACGUUCUCUCCUCAGGUUGUAAGUCGGAUUGUGUUUGGGUGGCAGUAGUUGAUAAAGCUUGUGAUCUGAGUUGGAUACUAUUGUCUUGAAAAGUUUCUCACACAGUUUCUGACGCCUGCAGUCUUGAGAGAACUAACAUUAUGCGUGUUCGUAUAAGAUGACCCAGGAGAUAUAAUUGAAAGCGCUCGCUUUUGAAUGCGUUCAAGAUCGCUACAUAAAUAUACAGGUAAUGAGUGGUGGAAUACAGGUGCACAAUACUCGAGAACUGGUCGGAUGCAGGAUUGCAGGUACAAUAUAAUUUUAGGAUAUGGUCAGCAAGAAUGCUUGCACGCCUAAGCAAAAUUAGGAAAUACAAACGUUUGUUAGCUUUCUUCACGACAGAGUUGACAUGGUCAAUCCAUUCCAGUGAGUUAGACACAAUGACACCCAAUAUCUUGGCACUGCUGACUAGCUCGAGUUCUUUGGAAUUGAUGAUGAUGGUCUUAAGCUGAUGUUUCACUUUCUUAAAGUCUUCGUUCAACUGGAGCUUGUUGUUUUUACUCCAUUUCUCUACAUCAGACACUGCACUCUGCACUUGGCUUUGGCUAUUUCUUGGGACAACCUUGGCUAAUGUCGUGUCGUCUACGUACUUCCACGAGUGCUCUUCGUAUGGUUUAAGGUCAUUGAUCAUCAGAAGAAGUAACCAUGGUCCUAAUUUCGCACCCUGUGGAACUCCAGAUGGAACUGCACCCCAUUCGGAGAAGCAGUCAUUGAAACUGCUUCCACGAACUACACCACGUGGAACAUUCAGGGACAGGAUCUUUUUAACUAGGAUCGGGUGAUCGAUGAGAUCAAAUGCUUUCCUGUAGUCUAGCAACACCAUCCUUACCGCUGCACCUGUCCCGUCAGUGGCAGAAGCCCAUGUAUGAAUCAUGGAAAUAAGGGCAUGCGUGGUAGAUGAUUUUGGGAUAGCGCCAUAUUGGUUGGGAUCAAUGAUCUCAAGGACGGCAGGGCCAAUAUAAUAUCUUACGAUAAACUGAUAAAGUCCUCAGCUAGUUUUGAUAGAGACGGAGUUAGCGUGAUAGGUCUGAUGUGCGUGGUAAUUACAGUCAAAGGUUUCGUCUUUGGUAGUGGUGUUACAUUGGCGUACGUUGUUUGGCAAAUGAGCUGUUCAGGAUAACAAAGACUGGGUUCACGAGAAACUCGACAUAAUCUUUAAGGAGCCAGUUCGGUACUCCUUCUGGACCAGAGGCUUUUCGAGGGUUUAACCUUACUAAUGCUGAGUAAACUGAAGACUCAUCAAGCGUUAGAACUUCCGAAUCAUCAACAGGAGGAAUACUGUCAAGUGAUUGAUAUUCCUUCAUCGGUUCUAGAAGGGCUGUGUUUGUAAGGUCGGCAAUAUCCUUAUUUGACUUUCCAUCAAGUCCAUCGACAUGAAGUUGGGCGCGAAUAUCCUCGGUUGGCGUCGCUGGGAUCAUUAAUAGCGGGCUUAAGCAAGUUGACGUCAUCAACCAAUCAACAUUCUUGACCCAGUCUUUUAACGUUACUCAUGCCGUUCGUGUUGUCGAGAACGUCACUUGCUUAAGCUCGCUAAUCUCGUUCCACCACUGACUUGGCUUAACAUUCAUGAGGUUCGCAACCCUCGAGGUGUAAUAUCUGCUCCGGAGCACUUUGCGUUCACGAUUAACGACGUUGCGAAGUUGGCGGAUCGUUCUUGUUCUCCUUGUGUGUAGGUUUUCUGGCGUAACUUGAUCAGCUUUUUUAAAUUCGGGAGUUACCCAGGGAGGAUCGUUAACAUGUAAUUUAAAAGACUUGAGUGGCAUGAUAGUAUCUACGCCAAUUUUAACACGGUCAAGAAACAGUGUUAGUUUGUCAUCGCAUUUAUUAACAAAAUUGAGAACGGACCAGUCGAUAGAGCUCAGAUAUCUUCCAAGUUCUUGUCUUCGAAAUAAAUCUUGGGUGUGACGUUUCCCUGUAAAAUAUCAUGGAAAAACUCGAUAGUUUUUUCAACUGAGAGCCUUAUAACAUUUCGGAAUCAUCUUCGCAUAAUAUAAAAAAGAAAACAACUUUAUACAAACACCAGUCUAUACAUUCGUAAUGCCAUACCUGUUCUAUACAUUUAUAUUAUUACGGCUUCCUUGCAUUUAAAACACUCAAAUUUCAAGAAAAACGCGCUAAAAUUGUCGAUAUUUCAUGCAAAAGGAGCUGUUUUGAAAAACGUUGGAAAUUUUGAAGUUCAUAUUUAAAAAAAACAAACAUGUUAGCAGAAGAUGACAUAUUCCUCGCGAAAGCAUCGCCAAUAGUACCCUGGGUGCCAGAGCCUCUUCGGAUAGAAGUGAGGAUACGACGAGGAGGCUCUGGUCACACGAGUAUCCAGCCUCACUUUGGUGAGUUCAAUAUUUGAACUCUGUUUGUGAUUGGUUUAAAUUUAUGUGAGUCUUUUCAUUGGUUAACCGACGCUCAUCGGUUAACCAAUGAAAAGACUCACAUAAAUUUAGACCAAUCACAUACAGAGUUCAAAUAUUGAACUCGCCAAAGUGAGGCUGGAUGCUCGUGUGACCAGAGCCUUCUCGUCGUGUCCUUUAUCACAGGAGGCUCUGGCACCCAGGGUACGCCAAUAGCCGACUCCAGAGAAACGUCCAUCUGACGUUUCUCAUGGACAUUUGAGGCUUCCCUAGAUCGAAACAAAUGUAUAAAAUUUACACUUCAACAUUUGUUCAAUUGAGUGCCGAAAAUAAUCAUAAUAGCAGUUUUUAUGCCUCGUGUCGUUUGUGAAAGUCACCUGGAAUCGACAGGGAGUCAGACAGUUAUUUCGAACCCUGCAUAUAUAGGGGGAAAUGUCAGUAACGCUGAUGUCCUCUUUUACAACUUUUUUCACAUGUUCACGUGUCUUUCUGUAGUGUUGGCACAGCUGUGACUGAUUAUGGGUCAAAGUUAAUUGAUGAAAGCGUUGGUGAUGGUGGUAAGUUUUUAAAACAUGAGCAGCCGAUCUGUAUCUGACAUACAAACACGAACCGAAGGCGAGAUUUGUAGAUCAGAUAAAGAUCGGAUGCGAAUGUUUUAUCGUACUUAAUAAAAAAUGACCCAUCUUACGAGUUCAUUGGCGAAGUAAUUUUAAAAAUAAACAUUGUCUAAGCCGAGAAAAUCAAAGCUGAAGUUUAUGUAAAUCAGGACAAAUCUUUACUUUAUCCAAUUCACAAACAUUGAUUAAACAUUGAAUUAAUUUUCUUUAAAGUACUGUUUAAUAGACGAGCAGGACUGUUUUAUUAGGUUUAAAAGCACGAGCGCACAGCGCGAGUGGCUCUAGACCUAAUAAAACACGAGCUGCGAGUUUAUUAAACGGCUUCAAACACGACUACAAAUUCAAUAGAUAUAUUGCCUUAUUAGUGUUCUUUAUAUAAAAAAAUACUAAUGAGGACACGACUACAAUAGAUACUGCCUUAUUAGUAUUCUUUAUAUAAAGAAUACUAAUUCGGAGUGUUUUAUCAGGUUUAAAGCCACUGCACGUGACAUAUUAUGGUUGACAUGAUUUGCCAAUAAGCUUAUGAAUUAUUAAUGAGUGUCUGAAGUACUAGUUAAAACACUCGCAGUCCGUGCUUUAUGAGAUAUACUCGAGCUCCGCUCUCGUGUUUUAUAUCUGAUAAAGCACACCUGCUCGUGUUUUAAAUGGCUUAAAAACGAUCCAUCUGAUGAGUUCAUUGGCGAAGUUGUUUUAAAAAUAAACGUUGACUAAGCCGAGAAAAUCAAAGCUAAAGUUUAUGUAAAUGAACAUGACUUUUUAUCACAUAUGAAACCACCAACAUGGUAGUGAUUUCUUUGUCUUUUCCUCAUGAAUUAUUGAGUUUUUAAACUUUUAUUACUAUUGCUCGCCCUCUUCAAGGACGUGCAGUAGCGAGGCCCUGUUAUGGCUUAACGAUUAUGUAUUAUUUUGGAGUUUAAAAGAACGAAAACUAUUUUUUGCGGGGAUAUGAAUCGAGGGGAAAAGGGACGCUUUUUCGUGAUAGACAGGUGUGUUUUUCAUGAGCCGUACUUAAUUAACUGCGCUUCAACCCUUCGAGUCCUGGGGCGAGUGACGUUCAUAACUACAAGUAUUGCGGUCCUUUUGAAUUAUAAUCUCAUACGAUUUCGUACUUCUCGUGAUCAAACAGCUUUUUUUAACCCCCCCCCCCCCUCCUUAAAAACUUGCAAACUAAGCUUGACGCCAGUUUGCGAAGAGCACAACAAGAAGAAAAUUGUUGCGUAAUGUCGUGAUGGCCACUUAAUGAGAAGAACUGCCAUGCCUUACUUUAAUACACAUUGAAUGCAUUUUGUUUCCCUUUACAUUUGAUACUGGCAGCCAUGUUCUCAAAUGAUUCCCACGUGGUGCUAAUUUUUCCGCACGCGCGGAGGAACAAGAACAAUAAAAAAUAUGCAAACUUACUAUUAUCAUAACCUAUGCAUUUGGUACGGCUCAUGAUCAGCACGGCUGUAUUGAUCAACCCUUAUACACGUAUGCACAGUAAACUGACAUGGUAAACAAAAGCUCAUGAAAAUAGUUAAGACUUAGAGUUUGUUUGUUUCUUUGUUUGUCUAGCAAUAACAGCAGCGUUAAAACAAUUAAAGGAGCGAAAUGUCAACAUCUCGAUAGCAAAAAAAUGGUGAGUAUUGUCAAAUGGUUCAUGUGAUGUUGAGAUAACUGCAGAUUGCGAGAGAUGCGACUAUACCUGGAAAAUAGAAGCAGAACAUCCACGUUUCGAGCGACGUUUCCAAUUUCCAUAUUAUGUCCUGAAUUUUACAAUCAGUGAUUUGUACCUUAAACCAUAGCCUAUCGAAGGGAAGAUGGCUGCGAAACUCAUUAGAAUAACAAUAUAACUCAUUAUCUAGAUAUAUUAGUCAACGUUUAUUCAUAAAUCUGGUCCUUCGCCGUCACGUGUGUAUUGUAUUUUUGCCAAAUCCACCAAUAGCAAUUUCCAAUUUCCCUAUUGUUCGAGACAGGAUAGGUAACUUUCCUAAAACAUUGCUAUUGGUUAGUUGGGCAAAAAUACAAUGCACACGUGACGGUGAAGGACCAGAGUUGUGAAUAAACGUUGACUAACAUAGAUAAUGAGUUAUAGUGUUAUUCUGAUGAGUUUCACAGCCAUCUUCCCUUCGAUAAGCUAUGCUUAAACUAUCCCACUAAUCAUGAUGGGCGGUCGGAGAGUGGUGUGGUUUGGAGGGUGGGUGGAUUAACAAAAUCCAUACGUGGGUCCGGGGGUAUGAACUCUGGCAUUUUCUACGUUCUGAGGAAGACCUCUUACACUUGCGUCUCGCAAAUCAAAAUGGUGGCGAGUAGUGGUGUGUUUGCCGAAUACGCAUGCAUGUUCGUGUAAUAUCGUAAGAUGUUUGCUUUCAAUGUGCGCACACUUGGAGGAAAUCGUCACUCGUGCAAAUGAUUCGACAUGGUGAAUAUUCGGCGUCGAUGGUACGCGUGAAGAAAAACUCUCAAAACGUCACCACACACUGGGGGAAUUUGUUUACGCAACAGGUCACGAGUGAAAUUUUGCUAAGCACGUAGCUCUAGUGUGUGCCGGGCUUCAUAUAUUUAAAUUAAGAUAACACUUAAAUAACCAUUUACUUUUUUACAAUACUUUCAGGCCGUAUUGUUCUAAACCAAUAAACGACUGGGAAGAAUUAAAAACGAGUUUGACAAAUUCAAAGUGUAAGUUCGAUUUAUUUUUACAAAUAUUUUGUUAUAACUAAUUUAUUUAACUGGGUGUAUAUUGUGAAGAGACUUAGCAAGAUACAUUGUGCAGAGCCGAUUAGGUUAUACUAGAAAUAAGGAAAUUUCAUCUGUACUGGCCUGAAAACGCGGUUUGAGAAGAACUUGGCCGCAUCGAAUUAAAUUUUUAGCCGAUUAAGUUAUACCAGAAAUAAGGAAAUUUCAUCUGUACUGGCCUGAAAACGCGGUUUGAGAAAAUUUAUGUAAAUCAACAUGAAUCUGUAUCACAUAUACAGAUACGACACGCUUAUGAUUUUUCUUUGUGUUUUCUUCAUGAAUUAUUAAUGAUUUUUUUAAUCUUAAACACUGUGGUGGGGAGUAUUUAACUUAUCCCCUCUUAAUUUCACUUCAGUUAAACAGUUGAAACGUCUAGAUAUAAUAUUACAGUAUAAGUAUUUGUAUUUCUGUAGGUACAGGUACAGAUGAUUUGACCAAUCUUGUUAAAUACGACAUCACUAAGUUGGGAAACCAGUACACUGGUUGGAUGCCAAAGAAACCAAGGUACAAAUAUCUUCAUAUAUCUAGAAAGAGAACUGAUAGCAAAAGAUAAUUUAUUUCAUUGAUAUUGAAACUCGAAAUGUGGAGAAAAUUAAUGCUUUUAGAAAACUCACUAGUAUUUGUUUGUCCAAAUUGCACGAGAAACCAUCCUAUUACUGUACCUAUUAAUAAUACUCUCUCCUCCGUAGAGCCUUCUUAAGUAUACACGCAUCAAAAUUGAGAACAUCAACAACUUGUUCCAGAUUGAUAUCAACAGGCGUGAACAAGGUUGUGCGGCCCACUAUGAACAGUAUUGUCAACAUGUUGUUACAGCAUUGUUCAACUGUAACAACUUGGAACAACAUGGUUGACAACUUGUUCAUAGUUGGCCGCACAGCAUUGUUCACGCCUGUCGAUAUCAACUUGGAACAACCUGUGCGUUUUUAGCCGUGUAUACAAAUCUCUUUUCCCGCACUAGAAGAGAGUUAAUAAUAUACAUGAAAAAAUUAUGAGACAACAACUUAAUUAAUAUAAGUUUUCAACUGUCAAAUUAGUCAAAACUGUCUGUGAAAAUGUCUUUUGUUUUGGCGCUUGCCACGUAUUUCAUUUUUUGGCACUGUAUUUCAAUUUCCAAUACAAUUGCACUCCUCUUGGCCACAUAAAAAAAAUUAGUUGGUUAGCGUCCUCGCCCGCCCACAAAAAAGGGCCCGCUCAGGAUUUUUUUUAUUUUUUAUUUAAAAAAAAAACAAACUUUUAUUGAUCAACGGGCUCAAAUAUAUGUAGUAUUUCUGUUGACUGUAGUCAAUUGUGUUAAUAGACUUAAUAAGGGACUGGUCAUAAAGUAACUGCUAGUGUGGUCUGGAGGUAAAUCACAAAUUUUGCCAAUAAGUUUGGUGACCCAUCCUAAGAUGUAGAUAAAAAUUUCAAAGCCCAUCUAAUCUUACAAAAAAUUUUUAUGACCCACCCAAUUUAAAUUGGGAAAAUACACUUUUAUAAUAAAAAAAAACUUGCAGGUAUGAACAUUGUAAAUAUACACCGGCACACUGUAUUGACACACAUAAUUCCACCAAGCUUGACCAACACAUUCAUCACCAAUUACGAUACUGAGCUGCUCUCCAGUUGGUUGUAUUUGCUGUGAUUCGACCACUUCUUGUUGUUGUAUAAUUAAAGUACUGGCUUCAAUAGUAUCAUUUGCAUUUGAUAAUGUGGAUAGUUUUGUUUACUUUUAUUAUUAAUAUCUUUAUUUUCUGAAGUAGACACGUGCAUGGGUUUUUGUUUGGUGGCCCAACCGUGGACAUACAAAAAAAUUGGCGGCCCAUCGAAACUGCCCAAAGAUUUUCCAUGGCCCAUCCCAAAUCACUCCAGCCCACCCUACCAGUUACUUUAUGACCGGUCCCUAAGUUGCAAAAUUGCGUGCGAAAAUGACGGUAUGAAUCAUAUUUUGAAAUAUAUAAAAAAUAUCUGUACUGCGCAAGAAAAUCCAGUUUCGGACCUAAAACCAAGGAGUUAAAAAUUAGCCGUAAAAAUUUUAAGAAAAAGCGCCCGCCCACUUUUUGGCAAAAGCUAAGGACGCUAACCAACUAUUUUUUUUAUGUGGCCUAUUCUGUGGUAUUACAGAGUAAGAAAGUUGUCACAUCAUUUCGAUUUUCCUCUUGAAGAUAAGACCAUGUAUAUAUACGGUGCUAUUAUACAGAUAUUCUAAACUAUGUUCUUAAACAUAUAUAAUUGUCCAUCUAUGAUGUAAUGUUGCAAAUUAGUGUGUCCCAAAAGUAGCGGUUCCUGAAAUAAGUAAGCCUGAGUUAGAAGAGUCGUAAUCUUACGAAUACUUAUACUGUUAUUUUUUUGUCUUAGCUUAUCUGAGGUUCAAGCUAUUUUCUUUGGAACAACAUCAGGACUGACAUUCUAUAAGUAAGUAAAACAUCAGGAGCCUGUUGUUCAAAGUUGGAUUAGCGCUAACCCUGGAUUUACCUGAUAGCCUGCUGUUUUGGUUUGUGUAUUUCUGCAUGUCUGUUUAUUUCAACACUUUACAUAUAGAAAAUAAAACUUCUAUUGAUCGAAACAAAAUUUGUCGGAAAAUAUUUCCAUAUUUAUAAUCAAAUUGUUGGGAAGACAUCUUGAGAUCUUGAUCAGAGAUCAAGAUAAGAGAUCAUCUCAGAGAUCUUGUUCAGGUCUAUAAAUGUAUUUUCGGCCAUACUGAUUUGAACAUUGAACAUUUUGUAUCAUUUAUAUACCAACAUACGCAUUUCUGGCGGUCUCCCACUGACGAGUGAAUCGUCUGGGGUUAGACUAAAGUGAACAAGUAGUAAAUCUGCUACACUGGCACGUAACGAAGAUCUCCGAAAGAAGACCUCCUUGAAAAACACCUUUGGGUGAAGGACCGUAUGUCGUCAAAUAUUUAUUUAAAAAAAAGAGAGGACCGCUCAGAGAUCCUGUUAGCAGAAUGUUUCCGUGAACUAAAUUGCGAUGGUUUGUUUUGUAGCUCCGCCGGGGAGAAUGCGACAUUCAGUACAUCAAUAAAGCAAGAGUACUUUGAGAGAGCAGCUGACAGUUGGAAAGAACGAACAAUAAUAUUUUCUGCUGCAAGUCAAAAUGAAGGUACAGUAUACAUCAUUGCAAGACUGUGAUUGCUAGAUAGUAUACUUCAAACUAAGGUUUCGGCUUUUAUAACGUACAAAAAACUAUCCUCGCGCAAAACUAAACCCUGCCCUUUUAAUUGAAAAAACUAACUAGGAAAAUCAAUUAUACAUUAUUCAAGAUCAGUAAACUCAAUGUUUUUAACAAUAAAAAUGUUUUGAAAUGUUAAAAACAUUAAGUUUGCUGAUCUUGAAUUAUUGCUUAUUUGAUUUUCCUAGUUAGUUUUUUCAAUUAAAAGGGCUGAAAUGCGCCCUAAAAACCAUCAUUUAAAAUGCUGAACUGUGCCUUUAAACUCAUGAAAGGUUCGUCUUGCAAUGGCAAUUGCUAGAUAGUAUACUUCAAAAUAAGGUUUCCGUUUUUAUAUCAAUUUUUAAAAUAAGUUAGGGUUAGGUUAGGUCAGGUUAGGUUAGGGUUAGGGUUAGUAUUAGGGUAUGAAAUGCGCCUUAAAAAUCAUCAUUCAAAAGGCUGAACUGUGCCUUUAAGAAAUAAAUACAGUACGACUGUUCCUAUCUGACCAAUAUAUAUAUAGAUGUACCAUACUGUCAUUAUUAUACAAUACAAUCAUGUAGUAACAGAAUAUUUAAGGUCUUUGUGUACGUUUUAGUUUAUCUUAUGGAUUUAUUGCACUUAUUAUUUUAGCGCAUGCAAGUAGAGCUGUCGUUGGUAAAGACAACGUACUUUGGGGAGGUAAUAUUACAAACUGUAUAUAUUUAUGUAUAAUGCUUCAAAUACGAGUCGGACGACUUUGCAAACAUUUCAAAGUCCGAGUGCGUUUUUCCAUUUGAAGUCUUGAUUUAAUUUUAAAUCCUUUUUAAAAACCUUGUUGGAAAAACGAUAUCUCACUCCCAAUUUCGAAACCAGAACCUGCAAUCCUCUGUGGAGGCUCUGAUUGGUUGUUUUCAAGUGCUAAUUAUUAUUCAAACUGUGGGUCUAUUUAGUGAUUCAAACAUCGUUUAAUUAUUAAAGAUAAAGUUUAUUUCUCUUUGUGUAUUAUGUUUAGACAUAUCAAUGAAACACACCGCAUAACUUUAAUAAACUUAUUAAGCUUCCCUAGCUUCUCGUAUGAAAUCAAUAGACUAUUCUGAUAUUGAUAUGCCAAUAACAUAAUUUAGAAUAACAACAGUGCAGCAUUACCAUAUAAGGUCAUGAUAAGCCGUUGCCUGUAAUAUUUAAAAUAACACAACAAUCCAUGAUUUACCGUAAUUAAACAAGUUAAAAUAAAUCACUACCAGUAUCUUACAACAAUUCAAAACCAUGGCAAGUGUUCUUUGAAGAAUUAAAGUCGUAAUAAGGUUAAAGAACGGCAUAAUUCAUGUUUGACGGCAGUAAUGUCUAUUUAUAAAUGUCGAGCGGAGUACUGGAUCCAAAUGUACUGAUUUUCAUGCAAAAGUUGCCGGUGUUUCCCAGAGCCCAAGCAAGCCUCCACAGAGGAUUGCAGGCUCGGUUUUCGAGAUUGUCUCCCUGCAACCUCGCGAAAUUCCUUGCCACAAGAGACUGGGACGAGUCAAAAUGCCCCUAUAAAUAUGCCAUUUUGAGGAGACAAAACAAUUUUUCUUAGAAGAGAUAGGAGUAUGCAGUCUAUAUCUAUUCUGUAUCUUAGUCAUGAGAUAGGUAAAGAGAGUGACUGAAAAGCUGAGUUUUCACUUCUCAGUUAUUUAACUAUUACCUUCUCUCUGUACCUCACAAAAUGGAAGCGGGGCAGCAAUUUUAAGGCCCGUUUACACUUGCAACUUUUGCUGUGAUUUCUAGUGCGAUUUUCCUCUUCUGAUGGAUGUGAAGGAGUGGCUGAGUUAUGAUGUUGAGAUGAAGGAACAUAUGCUCAGAACAUUCAUACCUCAUCCACUCAUUCAAAUGCAUCAGAAGAAGAAAAUCACUAGAAAAUCGCAGCAAAAAUUACAAGUGUAAACGGGCCUUAACGCCCCUAUGUAUACAGGUUUAAAAAAUAUGCUGAGAGUUGAGCUGAAUUACACAGCUCAAGCUGAUCGUGUCGAAUGCUGGCUAAUGGCGCCUCUGGCUGCCGCCGUAUGACACAUUGGUUUGGGAUUAAUGCCACCUCACCUGUCAACAUUUUCUGUGGGAUGAAUUAAACCGGAGUAACCCGCGACCCUGAGAAAACCCACGACCUUCGGUAGAGGGUUGAACCGGUAUGUAUUUUAUGUAGCCCUACACGAAAUAUACACUAACAAUUUCCAUUAUCCUAUCCCUGACCCCACCCUAACCUAACCCAACCCUAAGCCCUGCCCUAAUUCCUACCCUAACAUAUAAACUUUGUUAUACAUUGUUUAUAUACAUUCCUGAACGUAAAAUAUACCACCUUCCUUCUGGGUUUUUUGUGUUCAAAUUUAAAAAAUACAUUUCGUGUAGGUCCACAUAAAGUAGGUACUUCAUGUUCACUCACUAAAAGUACAUAAGUGUAAAAGUACAUAAGUGUCAUGUCUCCGCAGCGAGAAACCCACGAUCUCAGAGGUACAAUGAGUUUGCUCUGAUGAUUGCGCCGCCCUGUUGUCCAGACUGUAGAUCUUUAUUCUUCGCUGUAUUUAUUUAGUUGUUGGAAUUCACAUGAACUCAACUUAUUUGAAACAAAUAGUUAACGAAAACCACAACAUGGUACGCACGAAUUUCAGUUGUUUGCUUUCUUUUUUUGAUAAUUAUUUCAGUGAAAGAUAACUCAAUAAUUUUACCUACUUGCUUUUGUUUUCGCUUCUUUUAGUGUGAAACUGAUGAGGUAAAUAAAUUUUGUGAUAUAAAAUGAAUGCUAUACCAUGUAUAUAAAUGUGACAAAAUAACAUACGUGAAUUAUCUGCGUAUCGAAAUAUUUUUAGGGUACAUUUUGUUAUUUGGUGGAUGAAAAUGGUUACAUAGUUUCUUCAAAGAAGGAAGAAAAGGUAUAGGAUAUAAUAAAACAAAAAGUUCAUUGUCGGACAGAAGUGCUUGGGGUAAAUGAGACUGACAGGCGACAUUCCGCGACAGACUAUCUAAAAAAGAGCGACAAACGACAGCCUCUGAUCAGCAAAUUGCAAUUUGUGUUAUGGGUCAAAAGUACAGCGAAAUUUAUUACAAUAAAACAAGCUGGCCUUUAUACCCUUGGUGGGUCUCGUAAAUUUCCUUUUAUUCCUCUUCAAUUUGUCCGAUAUUCAGGUUCCAAAACGUAUACACAGAUCAGCUUACAGGCAUCAUCAUAAUAGAAUAUAAAAUCUUGCACUUAGUCAGUGCCGCCGCCAAGGGGGGGGGGGGGGGGGGGGGGGGGGGGGGGGGGGGGUGUAGGGGGUUGGAAGUGUCAGGCUGUCAGCAGUGCUGCGUAUAUCCUGUGGUAUAUCUUACACGCAUCUACUAUCUGCUCAUAUAACCUACUGAACGUUGUUCCAAUGUGAAGCUCUAUAUGUGGUUAUGUCUCUCACUUAAUUAAAUUUGGCAAGAAUUUUGAAAUCAAUGUUUGACCCUGUUUAGGACAUUUUACAUUUUAUUCCAAAUGCACCCUCAUUGCAUGACAUUUCAGAGACCCAAAAUUUAAUGAGGAAAAAGUUGUCUUGCUUUCCCGGACAACGUAUAAACUGAACGCUUAAUUAGCCAUUAAUAUGUGCAUGUAAUCUCUGGGUGUCCUGUAGUUAUUAUUGCAAUUUUCCUCCUAUGCAGAAUGGUGAAUUCUUUGGUGCGGUUGAAGGAAACGUCAUGCGAGAUUUAAUUAACCAGAGUGUUUAUGAAAAGUAAGUUAUCGAGUAAUUUAAAAAUCUACUUGUAUUGCACGAUGUACAAUGGUCAGUAUUGUUCAUUAGAGAAAACUCAAACAAUAUAUCAUCACAUGACAAGUAAUAUACACAGUUUCGAAAAAUAACUGCUACUAUAUCUUGCACGAUCAUGUUUUACAUCGUAGAAACAAAUUAUUUAAUUUUCUUUUUAAAACUCUCACCUCCGUGCAUAGUAUAAAUUAUUUUUUAAUUUUUAAUUCUAGAGGAUUAUAUAUUAAAUAUUUUAUUAUUCUCGCGUUUCGGGCAGUUCAUAUCUGUUUUCAGGCUAUGAACUACAAAACAUGACAACGUUUCACUGACAACAGUUAAACUGCCCGAAACGUUGCGAAAAGAAUAAAAAAGACCUUCCGUUUAUAAUAAUCUUGUAGAAUUAAAAAUUAAAAAAUAAUUUAUACAAAUUAAUCUUCUUCAGCAAACUGUAAAAGAGAAUGCCGUCCGUUACAAUAUGCAUACAAUAUGCAUAAAGAGGUUCGCCACCAAUUAACCUAUAUGUAUGGGCUUUGUGAUUGGUUGAUCAUAACAAUAAAAGACAAUGAACUAUAUAUAGAAAUCAUACCAUUGUUUUAUGAAGCCAAUCACAAAACACGAUCACAUGAGGUUUGUAUUUACCACGAAACGGUACAAAAAUGAGAGUCAGUCUUAUUUUUAAACCUUAUACAGUUUGUUUGUCGUUUUCUAGGUAUAAUUUCACUGAUGUUCAGGCGACGUGCGAACCUACUCCUGAAGAAUCAAGUAGUUCCAUAAGACUCUUGGAUGUAAGUUCACUAUAUUACGUUUGUAAUCCGCAGCUCACUUUUUAAGUCUUUUGCUAUGGAAAGUAUGCGCUCAAAACAUAACCGGUGAUUUUUUAUUCGAGGCUAAAUCAAACAUGAAAAAUUACGCUCACAGGGUCGCUGAGACAGAGGACACCUAACCGGGCAUACUCUGGGUAAGAGAUUGGGUAGUUGCAGGCAGCUACUUGCCCCAGGACCCCAACAUGAUAGGGUGAAUAAUUUGAGAGGGCGCCAAAAAUUAAGCAACAUCCCUUCCCUUAGGGCCGUUCACUUAUUGAGGGCCGCCACCAUUGCCCACCAAAUCCAAGAAAAGCUUAUGACAGAAUUUUUUGAAAUAUUUGGACUGUAAAAUUAUUAAAUUAUUUGUAUGUUUGCAUGGUGAAACAACUUUAACUGCUUUGUUUGACAAAUAAAUAAUUUGUUUGGAAGUAAAUGUAUUUUCACAUUAUUAUAAAAUUAAAAAUUGUGGUGUAAUUAUAAAAAUUAAAAGGUGUAAUUAUAGGAACGUAUACAGUAUUCUUGAAGACUACAUCAAAUAAUGUACUUAUAUUUUGUAAUUUUGCAUUAAGAUGAUUGGGAUCACAGUAAUUCGCCAAAAGCUGUUGUGAUUUCCUGUCACAAUUUGUAAUGCUAUAUAAUUACUGAAUUAUUGUUCUUUGUAUAAUGUAACCUUAAUACUGUGUCAGAGCUCAUAAAAUAAAUUAAAUUAAACUAAGUAAAAAUUAUAUUUAUUUUCUUUCAGCCUUUUUUCUCUGUCGUUAACUAUGCAAAAUGGUGGACUCAAACAAUAGCAUUGUGAGUAUCUUAUAUCUAUUAGCUUAAUUACUAUAUAAUUAGUAUAGGUAAUCAUGCGAUGGCGAGUACAAUUAGGGAUUAAUAGUACGAGUGAUGUUUGGAAAUUCCAAACAAACUUCCAAACAUCACGAGUACUAUUAAGCCAUAAUUGUACGAGCAACAUCGCAUGAUUACUUGUUUAUUAUUAGCAUGACAAAAUUGGAUACUUCUCAAUGUUAUAAACAUCAUAUAUUCUCUCGCCAAAGCCCAGUCCUGCCAGAUUUUCAACCAAACGUUGGUGCUUUUGUCCGUAUUUUCAUUUACUUCUUAUGUUAAAGCAAAAUUUGGUGCUUUUGUU
Paramuricea clavata is the source of this 28880-nucleotide messenger RNA. Lineage: Eukaryota; Metazoa; Cnidaria; Anthozoa; Malacalcyonacea; Plexauridae. The record is from the annotation of a GenBank genome assembly.